Nylanderia fulva is the source of this 1259-nucleotide messenger RNA. Lineage: Eukaryota; Metazoa; Arthropoda; Insecta; Hymenoptera; Formicidae. The record is from RefSeq and is a predicted model, not a curated record.
UCAGUUUCUGGACAGAUCGCAACAUGAAAACGUCAAAUAACGCGAGAUAUCAAGAUUUUGAUUUCAAAUGGGCAGUAAAGUUGAAUCGAUAUAUUCUAACGCCGGUCGGACUUUGGCCUGAAAGCAAGCAAACUACGUGGAAAAAAUAUACGUGCAACUUACGCACGUUUAUCACGUUUAUAUUAGUGCUGUUUGUUAUUUUAAUCCCUGCCAUACAUUCCUUGAUAAGAAUUCAUGGAGAUAUUAUAUCGAUGAUAGACAAUUUACAAUUUACAAUACCGACCAUCGCUGUCAUGCUGAGAAUUGCAAUUUUUUGGUGGAAGAAAAAAGCUCUGUCAUCUUUGAUGGAUAUGAUCGCGGAAGAUUGGAUAAAACCUAAAGCACCUUGGGAAAAAAUUAUAAUGAUAACAAGAGCGCAAACUGCGCGUACAAUCAUAACAAUUAUGUACGGCAUGAUGGGAAUGUCUUUCAUCGUUGCAAUAUGUUUACCUCUUUGUGGCUUUUCACUGAGAUACGAAGCAAACAAUACUGGCAAGCAAUUGCCACUACAAACAUUGUAUUAUGUAUAUGAUACUACUAAAAGUCCGCAAUACGAAUUCACGUUCAUUAUUCAAACUAUCUCCAUGAUCGUAGGCGUUUUACCUUACACAGGCAUAGAUAAUUUUCUCAGUUUGUUAGUAUUUCAUAUUUGUGGUCAAUUGGAUAUUCUAAAAUAUCAUAUCAUGCAUCUCGAUAAGUUCGGCAAUUAUACGAAAGCUUUAAAAAGUUGCGUGAUGGACCACACAAGAAUAAUCAGAGCUAUCGGCAUUGUAGAAGACACCUUUAAUCUAAUGCUACUUGCAUUAUUGUUGUAUUUCGGUAUUCUUUUUGCUUUUUAUGGAUUUUUUAUUCUUAAUAUUCUCAACGAUGAUAAUUCUUUAUCGAUUUCUCGGCUUCUGUACAUUAUAACUUUUGUUGUCACUAUGUCGGGUCAUAUGUGUGCUUAUUGUGCUGUGGGAGAAAUUUUAAUAUCACAGUGUAAUGGGAUUCAUUAUGCAGCGUAUUCUAAUAAAUGGUACACUGUAAAGCCGAAAGAUGCACGGAAUUUAAUUUCUAUAUUAAUUAGAACCAAUGAGCCUAUUUAUCUUACAGCUGGUAAAAUGUUUCCUAUGACAAUGGCUACAUUCUCCAAUUUGAUAAAAACGUCAGCCGGUUACAUAUCUGUCUUGCUCACUGCAAGACAUUAAUUCGAGAAUUUAAUAAAUAUCAAUAAUGUCUAA